This is a messenger RNA of Orbicella faveolata, 971 nucleotides long. Its product is annotated as melanocortin receptor 5-like. Gene Ontology annotation, cellular component: membrane. Gene Ontology annotation, molecular function: G protein-coupled receptor activity. The record is from RefSeq and is a predicted model, not a curated record. Lineage: Eukaryota; Metazoa; Cnidaria; Anthozoa; Scleractinia; Merulinidae. Gene Ontology annotation, biological process: G protein-coupled receptor signaling pathway.
CAAAGUUUAGUCGAAUACCAAUCUUCAGAUCAAUAUGACAACUACAAACUUUACUGGGGAUGGACAGCAGAAAACAGUGGAACAAGUAUUUUGUUCAUCAAAUUUAACUGCUGGACUACACGGCCAAUUGACAUUUCUUUCAAUUUUAAACUCUUUUCUGUCUGUUACUGCAUUUCUUGGGAAUGUUCUGAUCCUAACUGCUCUUCGCAAGGAGUCCUCCCUUCACCCGCCGUCCAAACUCUUGCUUCGCAGCCUUGCAACAACUGAUCUCUGUGUUGGUCUUACUGCAGAGCCUCUCACUGUAAGCUAUUGGAUGUCUGCAGUGAAUGAACAUUGGGAUAUUUGUCGCUUCGUAUUACACGCAAGUCUGUUCACGGAGUCUAUUUUGUGUGGGGUGUCUCUGUGGACACUGACUGCAAUAAGCGUGGACAGACUUCUCGCCAUGUUGUUGGGUAUAACAUAUAGACAAGUUGUAACUUUAAAGCGAACCUACGUGAUCGUAAUUACCAUUUGGGUUGUGUCCAUCGUCUUACCAGCACUGCAAUAUUGGAAUCCCGUUGUCAUCUUAUGGUACUGGAUUAUAGUUAUACCACUGUGUCUAUUAACAUCGAUCUUCUCUUACUCAAAGUUAUUCCUGGCCCUCCGUCAUCAUCAAAACCAAGUACAGGGCCAUGAACGACCGAACCAAACAAAUCAACUGAACACAGCGCGAUACAAAAAGGCAUUAUCCAGUGCAAUAUGGCUGCAACUGACGCUGAUCGCUUGUUAUCAACCCUAUGGCGUAAUUGUGGCUUUGUUGACUAACAGUGCACUAUCCUCAACUGUUUAUCACGCUUGGAUUUAUACACACACCUUAGUUUACCUAAACUCCACCUUAAACCCGAUUCUUUACUGUUGGAAGAUAGAUGAAGUCAGACAAGCAGUGAAAGACACAAUCAGACAAAUGCUUUCCUAUGGUUUUUCGACCUAGA